CGUCGAGGCGAACGGGUUAAGAGUGCUGUUACUUUGUUUCUUCGAGAUUCAACGACACCGCUGAAAAAUGUCUGGCCGUGGCAAAGGUGGAAAAGCUAAAGCGAAGGCGAAAUCCCGCUCCAAUAGGGCUGGACUGCAAUUCCCUGUGGGCCGUAUCCACAGGCUUCUGAGAAAAGGAAACUACGCAGAAAGAGUUGGCGCCGGGGCUCCCGUUUACUUGGCUGCCGUUAUGGAGUAUUUGGCCGCUGAGGUUCUGGAAUUGGCGGGAAACGCGGCGCGUGACAACAAGAAGACCAGAAUUAUUCCGCGACAUUUACAACUUGCAAUCAGAAACGACGAAGAGCUGAACAAACUUUUGUCCGGCGUUACCAUCGCUCAAGGAGGUGUCCUUCCGAACAUCCAAGCAGUACUUUUGCCGAAAAAGACCGAGAAGAAGGCAUAAGCGUAUUGGAGCUCAACCGAAAAACAAAAUUGGCCCUUUUCAGGGCCAC
Molecule: messenger RNA, 491 nt
Organism: Megalopta genalis
Lineage: Eukaryota; Metazoa; Arthropoda; Insecta; Hymenoptera; Halictidae
Source: RefSeq, a predicted model, not a curated record